AAACAGCCCGCUUUGGGGUGCACUGCUGCCAUGCUGUGCAGAUCCAACUUCCAUGGGCUGGGAUCCGUCCAUGGCCCCUGGGUGCAGAGACGGAGGCCGCCCGGUGGCCCUGCGGCAGGAUGGCACCUGCCCGGGGCGUCAGCGGCCCUGGCUGCGGGCGGGUGCCUCCUGCGCCGUGCUGACCGUGCUGACCGCGGGAAGCGCCGGGCGGUGCCGCUGGCGGAACUGCUGGGGCCGGAACUGGCGGCUGAUUGGUCAGGAUCGCUGGAGGUUGAAGGGAUGCAAGUGGUAGCGGCAGAUCUUAUGGAUUUGGAGCGCUGUAUGGGACUCGUGGCGCCCGUUUUCAAUGUGAAGAUGGAUGACCCUGGCGAAGUCGAGAGCGUGAAAAAGGGCAUCGCGGGUCGCCUGGGCGCCCGGCGCAGCUUGGUGGGCCGCGACGCGGCCUCGCCCCGUCCGCGGCUGGCGCGGCCAGCGCCGCAUGGCUCGACAGAGCGGCCGGAGCUGGGGCUGGUGAUCGCCCUGCAACGAAACGCCGACUUCGUGGCGCUGGUGGAUCUGUCGUUGUGGCCGGAUGAUGGCAGAGUGAGGGCACCAGGGGCGACCAGCAAACCUGGGGUGCCAUCUAAGCCAUACAUUUUGAAUCUCUGUGUGGAGCCGGAUUUUCGACGUCAGGGGCUGGCCAGGCGUUUGAUGAAGGUCAGUGAACGGCUGAUUCGAGAUGUUUGGGGCGAUACGGAGAUCUAUCUGCAUGUGGAGGAUGAUCAGGUGGCGGCCAACUAUUUGUACGAGAAGAUUGGAUAUGUGCCGUUGAAGUAUACGUACGACAAAGAAUGUCCUUACACCAAGGCAGAAGCCAAAGUUCUUCGCACCGUGACCUGGCGACGGAAAUUCCUGGAUGCUGCCGCUGAGGGAAGCCCUGCGCGAUCUGGCACCCUUUUGCCCGAGGUCGCCGAGGCGCUGGAAAAAGACGAACCUGUGGAGAGCUUGGAUGAUGAUGAUGAUGAAGAUGAGGAAGACGAAGAUGAAGAUGAGGAAGAAGAGGAAGAAGAGGAAGAGGUGAUUGGUGCGAUUCUGCUGUGGGUCCUCACCAUUGUUUGCGUGGUGAUCACCACAGGCAGUGUUGUGGCGGUGAAGGAGUGCAGGGAUUACUGCGGUCUUGGUUGUGUGGCCCACGGUUUUCCAGUUGCCUGUGAUGGCAAGGCUGAGGGGUGUUUCGUUGACUGCGACCGGGGCUUUGAGGAAUUUGACAAGGAGGAGGAGUGUAUCGCGAGUGAAAAGUGCGAGGACGCUGCCAAAGACGAGCAGCGGAUCGCAGAGGCCUGUGAGAAGCAACAGGCCUGCGAUGAGAAAGGCUUCCUGGGCACUGGCCCUCGAUUCGUCUUGAUGCUGGCCAUUGUUUCCAUUUUGCCUGUGGCAUCGACCCUCUGCAUGGGCUUAUACAAGGAGGCCUUUCGCUGGGACGACUCGGUGUGGGAGAAGCUGAAUUUCUACGACGGUUUCGGCAGAGUGGUGCUGGUUAUAGGCGCCUGCCUGACCAUCUAUGUGUCUUACCUACUACUGGAGACUUACAUCAAUGGCAGACGGAAGGGAGCCGGGUUCAUUGGUGCAGUGGUGAGUCUCUUCGCGUUGAUGGUGAACUGUGGGGCAUGCUUCCUACUGGCGCUAGCGAGGUGGUGUAUGUCCAAAAAUGGCUAUUCUCGAUUGGCGCGAUGAACACAGUGUCUUCAACAUCUUCAACACAGGGUUGUGGAUGCAAAGCAUGACGUUUCUGAUAAGAGCCGGAUGACCUGACGAUCCACAGGGUCCAUUACAGCGUUUCUACGUUUCUAUUCUCCGUUUGAAAUAGAGACGGAUGAGACGGCAGAUCAUCUGCAGAUCAAAGACCAAAAAAUCAGGUCUUGAACUGCAGAUCAAUCCAAUUGCUGCUGAGCAACAGACUAGACAGCAACAGAGCCAUUUGGACAGUCAGAGUCUCUUGAAUUUGGA
Cladocopium goreaui is the source of this 1986-nucleotide messenger RNA. The record is from the annotation of a GenBank genome assembly. NCBI's taxonomy places the organism in Eukaryota, Dinophyceae, Suessiales, Symbiodiniaceae.